AUGACGAAGCACGGAAAAGACCCGCAAAGCAAGCACAACAAGGGUUUCCUGUUUGGCGGCGAUCAGCGCAACCAGAAGAAACCUACGCCUCACCCCCUCAGCAAGCAAGGUCGGGCUGCAGCGAGCGCCAACGCACAGAUCAAACUCAAACCCAUCCAGUCCGCUCCUUGGCCCGGCCAGCAGGAGGACGACGGCAGCAGCGAUGACAACGACAACGUUGACUCCGCCGCACCAUCUCAACGGCGAUUGAGGAGGCUAGAUGUAGCCUGCAUCCCUUCCAAAGGUCUGCCACCCAACCUGCAUCAUCUCUGCCAAGUCAUCCAUCCCGACGAUCCUCACUCCUCGCAGAGCUGCGCGGCCAGAGCGGCCUUUUUGCGCGUGCCGGCAUCUGCGUUGCAUCCAGCUGCAGGUCAGUAUGGUUUGUUCGCCGCCAUCGAUAUUCCACCUCGCACUCCCAUUGCGCCCUACUUUGGAAUCUUGCACACAGAGGCAGAGAGCGAUCCGGCCAGCAACUACGACCUCGCUUUGGAAGGACCUUCUGGAGAGAGAUUGGCCAUCGAUGCAACGCACGCGGGCAGCAUCGCUCGCUGUGAGUAGCCUUGCUGCGUUAGCGUGAUGUCUGCCUGUAUGCUCACGUUGCCCUUUCUGUCAGUCUGCAACGACUAUCGAAAUAUCCUCAAUCGGCCAAAUGCUGAGCUGCGCGAUUUCAUCGCGCGGCCGGCGCCGAUGUCGGGCACCAGAGACCUUGCUUUCACGAAAGCACAGCUUCGAGGUGCUUCCCCACUCGAAGAUGAAGCUAUCGCAAGCAGAGGCAGCAAGGCGGGCGCUGUUAAAGCACUCGGCACCGAGAAGGGCUCAUCACAUUCUCCUGCGCCACCCGAAGAAGAGUCAUCAAUCAGUGAGACGAGCAACCUGGCUGUCGAUGAAGCGCUGGCAAACCUCAGCGUGUCAGACGUCAAGCCUGCGCGACCCGCCGUAGGUGCCCAAACGCGGCCCAUUAUCGGACUGGCAAUCUACAGCGCCUCCAAACCAAUCAAGCGCGGCGAGGAGAUAUGCAUCAGCUAUGGCAAAGGCUUCUGGGCCGCGAGAGAAGGUCGUGAAUGA
Molecule: messenger RNA, 1104 nt
Organism: Ceraceosorus bombacis
Lineage: Eukaryota; Fungi; Basidiomycota; Exobasidiomycetes; Ceraceosorales; Ceraceosoraceae
Source: the annotation of a GenBank genome assembly